Messenger RNA from Ectocarpus sp. CCAP 1310/34, 1262 nucleotides. Lineage: Eukaryota; Phaeophyceae; Ectocarpales; Ectocarpaceae. The record is from the annotation of a GenBank genome assembly.
CUCGCUCGCUCGCUCGCUCGCUUCUUGCGCCAAGCGUUUUUUCAACUCUGGGGAGCAUCUGUGUUAUUUUUUUCCGCAGAACGCGCGUGGACGCCGCGACUGAGGUUCGUGGCGCCCGGGGGGGGCGGCCACUGUCACGAAGUAUCAUGUCCAGCAGCCAAUGGGAAGCUCUUCCACAGAGAGCAAGAAAGCGCCGGCCGGCCACGGCUGCUAGUGCCACUCCGGCAGUCGGGAAUCCUCCGCCUCAGCCUCCCCCACCAGACCAGCAGCGACAGCGGGAGGAGAAGGUUGCUUCAGCGGCGCCACCAGCACCACCAAAGUUGGCGUCGGUAACAAGAGCAUCACCAGCGUCGGGAGCGGCCGCGGCAACAGCGGCCGCAACGGGAGCUGCAGGCUUGGUUCCGGUCGUUGGCGUCGCAGAAGGCGGCCACGGCAACCAACAGCCUCGACGGACCUCCAGUGGUGGGCCCAAGGAGAGCGGAGGACGAGACCAGCACGACCCAUGCCGUGGCAACGCUUCGUCGCUCGUCAGCGUCGGCGAUAACGCUUGUUCUCUAGCAAAACCCACCGGCGCCGCCACUCCCGUCGACGGGGGUGUUGUCCGUGAUGACGGCCGUGGGAGGGAAGAUGAUCGGGUGGUGGAGGGAAGGGGAUCCGCAGAAGACACUGGGGGGAAGGGGGGGGACAAGGCAGCGGCCGUAGCAGCGCGGCACGCCGCCGUGACGGCGGAAGUGGACGCGAGGUCGAAAAUCAAGCGGUUUUCGGGAGGGCUGGAGGGCGGUGCCGGCGCGGACGGGGGCGCGGAGGGGGCCAACUUCGAGUGGGGAGACAGCAUCGAGCGUGCGAUGGAGGGCGCGUUGGCGGCCAUGUUCAACACCAUCACGGACAUCGCCAGGGUCGACAUCAACCCGGCCCUCACGAGAGAAAUGGAGAUCGAAGGCGAGUUAUGGCCACGCUUCCUUCCGUGCAGAGCUUCCGUGUAGGGUUGCACUUUUCGUCCUUGUCUCCCGCGAGAGAAAGUACCCACCCGAGGUGAUAUUGACCCCCACCUCAGCUUCGGUCCAAUGCCGAAAGGAGCUGCGCUGUUGUUUGUCGCUUUUCGGGGUCCGCCAGGCAACCUUUCCGAUCAUUGUGAGCUACGGGUAAGUGGCUUACACAGGGACCAGUAGCUUAUACAGGGACCGCCACCUUAUGUAGGGACCACUUCAAUACAUUGUUUUGUUUAUCGUGGGUCAGCUGGUAUGCGAAGCCUGUGCAUUCUG